This is a messenger RNA of Apis cerana (Asiatic honeybee), 2426 nucleotides long. RefSeq lists its product as uncharacterized. Gene Ontology annotation, biological process: Ras protein signal transduction. NCBI's taxonomy places the organism in Eukaryota, Metazoa, Arthropoda, Insecta, Hymenoptera, Apidae. The record is from RefSeq and is a predicted model, not a curated record. Gene Ontology annotation, molecular function: guanyl-nucleotide exchange factor activity. Gene Ontology annotation, cellular component: plasma membrane.
CGAGCAAGAUGAACGGAAGCUCGUUGUCGGAGACAACCGCUGCAAGUUCAUCGAGCAGUACGACCUUGUACAUCCUUUCCUCGGAGAUCGAGAUUCGGAAGAACUCGAAGAAAAAUGGGAAACGGGCAGUGUGCAGAAUAUGGACUCAUUACGGAGGCGCCGGUGAUUACGCGCCUCCGACAUGGUGUCAGAAGGAUCUGUAUCUCGGGCCAUCUUACAACGAGUUGAUGGACGGUCGAUACGCCCCGAUUCCCAUAAGAUUCGCCGGUGCCAGCCUCGAAGAUAUAAAGACCGAGCUGGAGGAUUUCUCACCGAUCAAGAUCGAGAAAGUGACUCGUAGCUGGCCUACGUGUCGGUGCUUCAAGGAGAAGCAUAAGAACGACGUUCUUUGCGACGUGCUGUUUAUCAGAGACCAUAAUCGGAAAUAUUACAACACGAGCAAAUUCUACACGACCUGUCAGGGUUGCCCCCGUAAUCACUUGCAAGCGAAGAUCUUGGAGGAUAGAGCGAUCGAGAAGAGGAGCGUGUGGUACAGGCAGGAAACGUUGGACGAGGUGAUCGCGAGAGAGAGGGAGAAAGAGGAAGAGGGGAGAAGUCCGAAAAAGGGCCUGACGAGGAGGAUAUCCCGAUUCGGGUUCGGAGUGCCGGAGAAAUGCCACUCGGGAUUGGUUCUCGGCCCGAUUAACGCGGAACGCGAGUUCACCAGGGAGAUGAGCGUGAAACAGGCGCACAAUUUUUACGCUCUGAUGGAAAGUGGUGUAAAGGUUUGGGAGGGUAAGAAGAAGGGGCGAUGCAAGGCGUUGUACUGCAAGCACUUCAGGAGAUACGGUAUCUGCACCGCGCCUCAUUUUCAUUACGCCCUUGGCCCCUGGUCGGUCCAACCGGGCGAACGGUGCACCCUCCAAGGCCGAAGAUCCUUCAGCUUGGUCACGAUACGUCGACAGCCGAUCGACUCCGAAUUGAAACUUCCCGUGUCUCGCCGCCAAUUGGCGGCCAGUAUCUCGUACACCGCUCUGCAAUCGGGUAGGUUUGGCUCGAUCGGGGCCACCACCAAGGGCCGUAUCGUGUUGUUUUGGACGCCGGAAUAUUGGUACCGACCCAAGCCCGCCUCUGCCGCUUACAGGGAGCUGAGGCAGCACUUGACACAUUUGAGAAAUUUUCGCCAAGAGAAGGAACGACCGUCCAAACGGAAGUUGUUCGGCAGGCGAAAGAAAUACCAAUACGAAGAUUCCAUUAUUGUCCCCGAGGAGAAGUACAGUUUCCUGGAGAGGAUCUUCUCCGGGAACGGAUCUUGCAAGAAGAAGAAGAAGCUGGAAAAUCAAGAGAGCGGUACCAAUGAUCAGUUGAGACGAUUAUUAAGAAUGGAUUUCAGAAUAACAAUUUGGGAUAUAAACAGUGACAUCCUGGCGAUGCAGUUGACCCUGAUCGAUCGCGAUCUCUUCGUUCGUAUCCCGACGGAGGAAAUCGAGAUAUUGGUAUUUCAAAGGAGUUCGAGGAACGCGCCCAACUUGGCGGCGUGGAUAGCGUUCAGUCAUCGCAUAUCGUGCCUGAUGGCGAGCGAAAUUCUGGCCGUGAAAAAAUUACCCAUGAGAAGUAGGAUCGUCGCGAGGCUAGUGAACGCGGCCAAGAAGUGUUACGCCAUGGGAAACUUUCAUUCGUGUAGAUCGAUCUUGGCCGGAUUGCAGGCGCCACCGAUUUUCAGACUGCGAAAAACGUGGAAUUACUUGCGCACUCAUCAUGCCAAUAGAUACGAGACCAUGGAAAGACUUUGCAAGGUUUACAAACAUCCGUGCACCGAGAUGUAUCGACAAGCAUGGGCCAAAGUUGAAACUUGCAACUCGUCCUUUAUGCCGUACGUGGGCCACCUUUUGCUCAGACUUUUGGAUCUAAAUAAUUCCAACGAUUGUCACGACACCGUUGUCCACGUGCACGACGGGAUAAAAAAUGCAAACGAUCUUUGUAAAAAAGUGUCCAUCGGUAUAAUUAGGGAUACGACGCUGAAAAGUAAUCAGAGCAAUAAUUUGGAACAGAAGCAGGAGAGUAGGAGGAAUAUCUUCGCUUCCAUUCUAACAAGAAUGAAGAAUAAAAAGGACGAAAAGACGAUUUACGAGGAGAAGUCGGAUGGAACGUGGACGAUCAAGGAACAGGAUUUGGCGUGGAAAUAUUUCUUUCGUUGGUACAACGCCAUUUUGAAAAGGAAAUUUCGUCACAAGGAAGAGGAGAGAUUAAGGGAUAUGGAUCCGAGGAUGAAACGAGUUCUAGACGUCGUCACUUGGAUGGUGGAUUGUCAGAGACGGGCUCAGGGAUACAAUUUUCCAGGCCACUCGUUCACGAAGGAAUUUUUAUUGAAGACUCGAUACAGGGAGGAUCGGGAAAAUUUUUUUAUCAGCUUGAAACUGGAACCCUCGAUGAUAACUUGAACAAAA